Molecule: messenger RNA, 867 nt
Organism: Colletotrichum godetiae
Lineage: Eukaryota; Fungi; Ascomycota; Sordariomycetes; Glomerellales; Glomerellaceae
Product: nucleotide-diphospho-sugar transferase
Exons: 1
Biological process (GO): mannosyl-inositol phosphorylceramide biosynthetic process
Molecular function (GO): mannosyltransferase activity
Source: RefSeq, a predicted model, not a curated record
UUGGUUGUUCAUCAACUAAGCUAUACCAACGACUUCGCCCUACCCAACCAGUCCAUAGAGGUCAUCAGUCUUUGUGAUGCUUCCGAGCGCCAUAGAAAACACCCUCGAGAACCCAUCGAAUCAAGUUCGACAACACCGCAAGGACCGAUCCCCAAGCUCAUCCACCAAGUUUGGACAACUCGGAACGUCAGCACUUACUCUGUCCAAGCCUCCUAUGAGACGUGGAAGAAUACGAUGGAGCCCCUCAACUAUACCGUCAAACUAUGGACAGACGAAGAUGUCCUCGAACUGAUAAAGACAAGGUACUCUUGGUUACUAUCGACGUACGAGGGUUAUGCCCAGAAUAUCCAACGAGCCGACGUAGCGAGACUGGUUGUCGUCCAUGCAGAGGGGGGCAUCUACGCAGACUUAGAUGUCUACCCGAGAUCGACGGAAGAGAUGUCUUGCGUACAAAGCCUCGGCUUACAGGCUAUCUUUGCUCCAACAUCGGGCACUCUUGGACUCAGCAACCACUUCUUCAUGGCAGAGCGUGGUUCCUCCUUUCUCGAAUGGGCUCUUCAAGAAGCCAAGCGACGCGGCGGUCCGACCUCGAAACGAAUUCUCCUACCCUACCUCCAGGUGUUCUGGUCAACGGGCCCAAUAAUGGUGACAUAUGCGUUCCAUCAAUACGCGUGGAUGUACAGCCCAGUACAUCACGGUGUGGAGCUGCUGGAUGAGGGAUACGCCCGAAAGUUGUUUGGCCAUGCGGCAGGGCGCUCGUGGCAUGGUUCAGAUGGGCAUUUCUUAAACUAUGUCUCAGACCACUUGGGAACUGUGUUGUUCUGGGUUACUGUGUGCCUAUCGGUGCUUUCUUUGGUGACUGUCAUU